Girardinichthys multiradiatus is the source of this 464-nucleotide messenger RNA. Its product is annotated as progonadoliberin-1-like. The transcript has 4 exons. Gene Ontology annotation, biological process: multicellular organism development. NCBI's taxonomy places the organism in Eukaryota, Metazoa, Chordata, Actinopteri, Cyprinodontiformes, Goodeidae. The coding region runs from base 38 to 322 and encodes 94 amino acids. Gene Ontology annotation, molecular function: hormone activity. The record is from RefSeq and is a predicted model, not a curated record. Gene Ontology annotation, cellular component: extracellular region.
CAAGAGUGGGGAAACUCCUUGGCUUGUGAACAAGAGAAUGGUUGCAAAAACGUGGACACUGUGGCUUCUCCUGGUGUGGAUGGUGUUGUCCCUGGGCAGCUGUCAGCACUGGUCGUUCGGGCUGAGCCCAGGGGGAAAGAGGGAAUUGGAUGGCUUUCCAAACACGCAGGACAGGACAUUUAAGGGUUUAGCGCACAGGGAUGCACCUGACAGCGUUCUGGGCUGUGCAGAGAAAUCACCGUUUGCUAGAAUCUACAGAAUGAAUGAACUUCUUGCACAUGUUGCUGAGAGGGAACACAGACACCAAGCAGUCAUACAAUGAUUUUGAUGCAUUCAUAUUUCACAGGCUGUUGCAUAGCAUGAUAUCCUGUUUAUCCAAAUAAUGAGUAAAAGCUUCAGAAUAUUUUGCUUCACUCUCUCACUCUUUUGGGAAUUUUGGUUUUUGCAAAAAAAAAAAAACUACG